This is a messenger RNA of Neurospora tetraspora, 1128 nucleotides long. RefSeq lists its product as uncharacterized. The record is from RefSeq and is a predicted model, not a curated record. The transcript is spliced from 2 exons. The coding region runs from base 1 to 1128 and encodes 375 amino acids. Lineage: Eukaryota; Fungi; Ascomycota; Sordariomycetes; Sordariales; Sordariaceae.
AUGUCCAAACCCUCAAACAACAACGGAGGCGCAAGCGGCCCCAACGGCAACGGCAACGGCAACGGCAACGGCAACGGCAAACCCCCCGUGGCCCCGGACCUCAACCAAGUCCUCAAUUCCGUCUCCCUCUCCAUGUCCAAGCACCGCGGGUUGUUGGCUUCUCUUUCCAAGCAUCAUCGCCCGACUUCGGAGAGCAGCAGUAGCAAGCCCGCCACCACCACCAAGUCCGGGGGAUUUUCAACCCUUUUACAACAACAGAAAUCUGGAUCAACGAACCCCACCACGGAGAAGCAGGGACAAGAGGAAGGAGAGGAGGAGGAGAAAAGAAGGAUCCCAGACCACGAAGAGGAGAUCAGGUCGAUACUCAAUCAACCGCCCAAUGCUGGACUGGGUUGGGUGCCGCUGUCUAAAUCUGAUAACGGCACCAACGGUGGCCAAGGAGGGAUGGGGAGUAAAGAGGAGAGGGAGUUGAGGAGGAAGAUGGGGUUGAAGUGGCAGCCUGGACAACAGGGAAGGAGUGGGCAGCAGCAGGGGGUGGGCAGGGCGGGGGCUGUUAGGGGGAAGAAGAGGGGUGUUGUUUCUGCAGCGGAUUUGGAGGGGGGGAAGGGCCGGGAAGGCAGAGGUGCGGGGAGGGGGAGGCCCGGGGGCGAUGCGAAGGGGAGGGGAGCUGUACCUCUGCCUGGGUCGAUGCUUGGAGAGAGCAAGGCAGUGGUGGGGGAGAGCAAGGCAGUUGCGGGCGAUAUCAAGGUGGUGAAUGACGGACAGGUCCAGGAUAAGGACGAGAAAAAUCCUGCUGCUGCUGUUGCUGCUGCUACGGACAAAGCAACAGGAAAUGACCAGCAUAAACCAGACGCAAGCGCAGCAAGCGCAGAGCAGGAACCAAGUCUGACGACAGCCACGACUCCGCAAACAGAAGAUACGCCCAAGUCAGAAAGCGAACCUAGCACAGCUGCUGGGCAAUCUCAACAGCAGGCAAAGAAAAAGAAGGAAAACGAGAACAGGAAAAAGAAGAAGAACAAGAAGAAGAGGAGAAAGGCUGUGCAGGCCGAGGGCGGAGAGGGAGCGCCAGUUGAUGGGAAGGAGGCGGAGGAUGGCGUUGGUGAUGGUGAUGGUGAAGAGUCAGAAUAG